AGGACGGGCUUCUCUGAUUGGCUGAUCUCUGCUCACGCAGGAGACAGACGUCCGUCAGGAUUUGAACAGAAUUUGAGUAAGAAAAUAAGCAAAGGUGCUUGGGGUUACGCAAUAUUUGAAGCGCUUGGCUGCAUGGCUAUAUAUAGAGGCAUUUUGGAGUGGAACUUACCGUUUGCACGAUAAGUGGAGCGCCUAUUCACUUCAACAGCAGUGUAUAGGGUCCCGUGGUUAGAGGUAUUUUCGUGAUCCGAUAUUAAUCCUAACCACUGAGGCUAACUAGCAUUAGCGGUUCUUACACGGAAGAUAAACAUACAUUCGGAAUCGUUUUGUUCAACAGUAAACAUUUGGCAUUCGCGGCUGUUUACUGUUUUUGUAACCAUGCUGGAUGUUUUUACAUGUAGUGCCAAUCCGUUUGGCCCACGAGUUCUACCUAGUGCUGUCGUUUGAUGAACUUGCAAGCUAUCGUUAGCUAGCUUCCAGAACUAGCUUUGCUGGAAGAACAACGCAGCAAAGGCAAGCUCAGUUUCAGGUAGCUAGUGCGUUUAUUUUGUAUUGGUUUUAAUAUCGUGUUGGACAAAGAAAGUGUCAAUUCGUACUCACUUUCUUGUCACUUUAUAUAAGAUAUAUACGUUGUUAUGGCGCACACGUCGGGAACAGAUGUGACCAAAGGAUUCGACGGCUCAACAAAGCAAGGCUCAACUGUGGGCAUGCGAAGUCGACCAUGCUCCAGCGAGAGAGAAGCCCAGGUUCGUGCUGUGAAGGCUUCCCUUCAAGAGAAGUUAGGACCAUACGAACGACUGGUGACCUACCUCCAGGCAGUACUGGUGUGGGAAAAACCGAUUCACAGCGUGCUGCUCUUCAUUUUGGUCAAUGUGUUGUUCUGGUUCUUUGCCCUUUCCUCUCUGCGACUUCUGUUUCUGUUGUGUGUGGGCUUAGCUCUGACAGUCUGUGUGGACACAUGGAGGAAUAAGAUCUGGCCAGAAAUCAGAGUCAAAAGACUGGACGAGAGCGAAAGUGAAAGCUGGGGCGUGGUGCAGCCGGGCACUCUGAGCGUGCCGGAGCUGUGCCAGCACAUGGCCGAGCUGUGGGUGGCCUGCGUGUCCUGCUCUGCCGGCCUGGUCAACUUCAAGCGCCGCAGCCCUGGCAAGUUCUGUGUGCUGACCUGUGGAGUUUUCACCUUCUUGGCCAUGGUGGGGCGCUAUAUUCCUGGACUGUUGCUUUCUUACUCAGCAGUGCUGUCAGUGCUGUUGUGUCCGCUGGCUGUGUACCACCGCCUGUGGCAGCGUGUGUGUGUGAGGCUGGAGCCGGCCCUGCAGUGGCUGGACUUCAGUCCCGCAGGCUACAUGAUGUCCAAGCCCCUCGACAACCAGUUCUUGCGCCAGCCCAUCCGUGGUGCAGCUUCUACCGAUGCUGACGACAGUGAGGAGGAGCUGGCGGCUUUCUGUCCCACGUUUGAUGAUGCUGUGGUUGCUAAGGAACUAGCUCUCACCGACUCGGAGCACUCAGAUGCUGAGGUCUCAUACACAGAAAACGGCACCUUCAACCUUUCCAGGGGUCAAACCCCUCUCACAGAGGGCUCUGAAGACCUGGAUCGACACAGCGACGCCGAGGAGUCGUUCGCCUGCGACCUGCCGGACUUCCCCUCCAUCAACCCGGACGCCACCCUCAUGGAGGACGACGAUGACCCCAGCAUAGGGCUGCCCAGUCUGAGCUCGAUGGGCCUGUCGGGCCACCGGGGCUCGGCCCUGCUGGACCUGGACUCGGACCAGGAGGAGGAGGAGCUGGAGGGCGCCCAGCUGUGCCUCAGUGCGCUGCAGCAGGCCUCCACCCAGAUCUCGGGCCAGCUGGCCGGCACCAUCACCUCCAGCCUGCUGCAGGCUGCCCUGGCCAGCCAGGUCCAGGCCCACAUGCAGGCCCAGGCCCAGCCACAGCAGCACCGUCAGGCUGCUUCGUCCAGGCGCAGCGGCAGAGACCCCGCAGCCCAGGGGACCCACCACAGGAGCUACAGGCACCAGUCCAGCUCGGAACUGGACACGGACCUGGACGGGGAGGACUUUGAGAUGCUGGACCAGUCCGAGCUGAGCCAGAUGGAUCCGCUGGGGCCGGACGGGGCCAGAGGAGGGUCGGGGGGCAACAACGCUGGAUUCCUGUCCAACCUGCUGGGGAAGCCUCAGUAAAGCCAGGGGGCCACCCAUCUCCGCUACCUAUCUCUAAAGUGUGUGUGUGUGUGUGUGUGUGUGUCUAUGUGUUGGUUUGAGUCUGAAUGCUGAUAUGACAACGGCUGGCAAUUCUGUGUGUAAUUGCACAAUUGUGUUAGAUCAUGUGAAAGAUAAGAAGAGAGAGUGUGUGUGUGUGUGUGUGUGUGUGUGUGUGUGCCUGCCCGCGUGCGCACAUGUGUUUGUGUCUACUGCACUGUCAGUGUGUUUGACUUUGAUUUCUAGGUCCCAGCAGUCAUGAGUCCUUCUCUGACCGCCUCUAGAGUUAUCACUGUGAAGUAUUUCUCAUCUCUUCAGUUUCCUCCAUUUGGACUUCCUGUUCCCUACCAGGGUCUAUCCCUCCUAUAUCUUGUUUUGUAGGCAGAGCAAUAGAACACAGGAAAUAAAUUAAAAAAAUAUUUUUUAAAAAAAUCUUAAUCAGACAACAUAUGUUUAAAACAGAAACCAUCAAAAGACUAAAGAUAGAAAACCAGAAAUCUUACUCAAACCAGCACAACUGACCAGCUCCCUUUGUCCCAGUAUACAUGUAAGCUGCAGGGAUCUCUUGACCGUGGGAACCCAGUCGGUAAAACCCCAAAGACUGGCCUCUGUGUCCACACGCUGACCAGUAGGGCUCUAACGCAGGACCAAUGGGGCUGUAGUUUCCAGCGCAGCAAGGAGAUGGGAGCAGCACGAUGAUGUCACUGCAGAUGCAACAUGGGAAUUUGUGUUCUGGAGACACUGCCUGUUGCGAGGCUGUUACCCAGCAGCCAAAGCCAGGCUGUAAUGAUGCCUGUAAAGUUGAAUCAUCCUCUUGUUUAUUUCACACUUACAGUAAAUCCAAAGUGACCCGCCAUAUACAAGCGACAUAUUUAUCAGUCUGUGCUCCCUGUGGCUCAGUGGGCUCUCUUAAGGGUGUUGACAAGUAUCUGAUUAUGAAGCUUUUUAGAAAAGAAAGGAUAUGGAGUUUCACACAUAAAGUGUGACUUUCAUAUUAUGAAUGACUUCUGAACUGUAGGCUUGGCACUCAUUCAAAAGAGCUCAGCCACUCUUUCAGGUGAGCCCCAUGCCCCCUGCCGUUGUGUGUUGCUUGUUGGUUGGUACUGCACUAGUGCAUUUGCUGCCUUCAUUUGUCGGUGCCAGAGAGGCCGAAGGGCUGAAGGUACCCAUACCCUUUUCUCUAACUCUCUCUCACACACACAUACACACUUGCUCUCUCUUCAACUGCUGAAAGCAUCCAUAACCUUCUCGCUCACACACACACUCUCACGCUCUCUCCCUUUCCAACUGCUGAAAGCACCCCCCACCCCCCUUUUUCACACACACAAAUACACACACACACACACACACACACACACACUGCAGUGAGAACUUGUUGCUGCAGUGUUUACCUCAGGCACAAAUGACCAUAGAGCUUCACUGUAAGCAUGAGGAUUGUUUUCCAAGGCCUCUGCAUGGUCUUAGUGCUGGCUUGCCUGCCGUCUGCUGUAUUUCUGAAGGUCUUGCCAAAUGUCCAGAAAACCCAACAGGCUGACCUGUUCAUAUCCUACAUCUGAGAACCCUCAAGUCUAGCUGACCAAGAAUGACAUUCAUGUGCUGCUGUUUACUUUUCUAAAGCAUCACAGAACACAUCUGUUCUUGGGUAUUUAGUAUUUGCAAGUUAGUUUGUCAAUCCAUUUUCUUGAUUGUUUUUUUUUUUCUUUCUCCCUUUUAAUUCUCUUUCACACUGUUUCUGCUCUGUCUUCUCCCAGUUCCUGUGUCUGUUUUAGCUACAGUUUGCUCCAACUUCAACGUCAACCCCCUCGUUAAGCUCAUUUUAGACAUUUCUGAUGUGAUGUAUGUAAUGUAGGUGAUGUGAACACAGAUGAUGGUGAGUCAAUGCUGUUUACUCAUUAUUAGCUGUGUUUAUUUCAUGGUGGUCUAUGGCCACUCCCCUGUUGAAGCUCAGUGCCGUUCAAUUAAGACUUGGGGGCUCGAAAUCCCAUCCCUGUAUCGUUUCCAUGGCAACUGUGAACUGCCAGGAUGCAAUAUCAGAUUUCUCACUCUUUCUGCACAUAUACUUUUACUAGACAGGGUGGUUUAAUAAUUACAUAACAUCCCAGCAAAAUAACCUUUAUCUAAAUUGUAAAAUAAAAUGUAGUUAUUUAAAUGUACAUUUUCAGCAAAAGUGAGCCACACCGCCCGCCUCCACCAACCCCCACCAUUCACCCCCUAGACUGACCAUAUGCAGGACAAUAUGAUAGACAUUGAGCUGAAAGGUGACAUUGCUGCAAAUGUUCUGUAUAGUUCAAGUGAGUGAAAAGCCCUUCUAAAAGAAGUUGUUUAAUGAAGGAUGCAAAUAACUGGGGUAUGUACAUUGAACCCGAGAAAUUAGGCUACACGCAGGUGGAAUACUGCUCAGAGAUGGGACAAAAGAAGGCUGGUUUAUACUUUAAAAAGGUCUAUUUUUAUUUGUGCAGUGUUGUAAUUAUAAAGUAAUGUUUGUGAUAAAUCCAGUAUAAUAUAUAGUUUGUGCCGCUGAAGAUCCUCAUCCCAGGAGAGCCUGUCAGAGUGUGCAGUCCAAACUGAAUUGAGGUCUGUCCUGUGAUGGACAGAUACAGAAUGCUAGUCCUGCUUGGUUGACCCCCCUGUGGAACCCUAGUAAGGAGUUUUAGUACUUUGACGAAGAACCAUUCUCUGGCAUGAGUGUAUUUUUCUGUAAACGUGUAUCAGUAAAUACAUGUCCCUCUCUAUCCCUCUGGGUUUUGAUAUGUUUUGAUGUGCAAGUACAUUAAAGAAUUUCUGAUUUAAA
Alosa alosa (allis shad) is the source of this 4986-nucleotide messenger RNA. RefSeq names its product reticulophagy regulator family member 3 (gene retreg3). The transcript has 9 exons. Gene Ontology annotation, biological process: reticulophagy. The record is from RefSeq and is a predicted model, not a curated record. The coding region runs from base 636 to 2177 and encodes 513 amino acids. Lineage: Eukaryota; Metazoa; Chordata; Actinopteri; Clupeiformes; Clupeidae.